This is a messenger RNA of Lemur catta (Ring-tailed lemur), 2519 nucleotides long. It is a transcript of the gene SNIP1, whose product is annotated as Smad nuclear interacting protein 1. The record is from RefSeq and is a predicted model, not a curated record. Gene Ontology annotation, cellular component: nucleus. Gene Ontology annotation, molecular function: mRNA binding; protein binding. The coding region runs from base 154 to 1344 and encodes 396 amino acids. Gene Ontology annotation, biological process: miRNA processing. NCBI's taxonomy places the organism in Eukaryota, Metazoa, Chordata, Mammalia, Primates, Lemuridae. The transcript has 5 exons.
ACAGUGAAAGGGUGUGUUCAGGUGUGGCUACUUUCUAGGUCUUACAGGCAGGGGAAGAAAAAGCAACCGUUCCUUUGGUGGGGCUGGAUCUCGGCAGAUAGAGGAACUGCAGCUUCGAGAGAGACCUUGACGCUUCUUCAGGAACAUCGCAGAAUGGAGGCGGUGAAGAGUGAGCGGGAGCGGGGGAGCCGACGAAGGCACCGGGACGAGGACCUGGUGGCGCCGGCGGCGGUGGUGGUGAAGCAGGAGCGCCUCAGCCCGGAAGCCGCGCCUCCGGCCCACCGCCGUCCGGACUUCUCUGGCGGUAGCUCGUCCCCGCUGGCAGGCGAGCCGGGCCGCCCAGGCCACCGCGGAAAUCGAGCCCGAGGAGUUAGCCGGUCCCCAGCCAAAAAGAAAAACAAGUCCUCAGGGAGAAGAAGCAAAUCUCCUCGGAGUAAGAGAAGCCGAAGUCCUCACCAUUCAACAGUCAAAGUGAAGCAGGAACGUGACGAUCAUCCCCGGAGAGGACGUGAGGAUCGGCAAUACCGGGAACCAUCAGAGCAGGAACACAGGAGAGCUAGGAACAGUGACCGAGACAGACACCGGAGCUAUUCCCACCAAAGGAGAACCUCUAACGAGAGGCCUGGCAGUGGGCAGGCUCAGGGACGGGAUCGAGACAUUCAGAAACUACAGGCUCAAGAAGAAGAGCGGGAGUUUUAUAAUGCCAGACGCCGGGAGCAUCGCCAGAAGGACGAAGUUAGUGGCAGUGGCAAUGAGGCUCAGGAGUUGGUUCCUCAGCCUGGUGGCAACAGCAAAGAAAAAGAGGUGCCCGCUAAAGAAAAACCAAGGUUUGAACUUUCUGGAGCGCUUCUUGAGGACACCAACACCUUCCGAGGUGUAGUUAUUAAAUAUAGUGAGCCUCCAGAAGCACGUAUCCCCAAAAAACGGUGGCGUCUCUACCCAUUUAAAAAUGAUGAGGUGCUUCCAAUAAUGUACAUACAUCGACAAAGUGCGUACCUCCUGGGUCGACACCGCCGCAUUGCAGACAUUCCAAUUGAUCAUCCAUCUUGUUCAAAGCAGCACGCAGUCUUUCAGUAUCGGCUUGUGGAAUAUACUCGUGCUGAUGGCACAGUUGGUCGAAGGGUGAAACCCUACAUCAUUGACCUUGGCUCAGGCAAUGGAACCUUCUUAAACAACAAACGUAUUGAGCCACAGAGAUACUAUGAACUUAAAGAAAAGGAUGUACUUAAGUUUGGAUUCAGUAGCAGAGAAUACGUCUUGCUCCAUGAGUCGUCAGACACUUCUGAAAUAGACAGGAAAGAAGAUGAGGAUGAUGAAGAGGAAGAGGAAGUGUCUGACAGCUAGCAGACUAAGAACCUAAAUUAUUGAGAUACCUUUUCCUUCUUGGAAGGCUUUGACUCAGCACUGUGAGGCUCUCUGUAAUGCCUCUUACUGCCUUAAGUCUUUCCUCUGUUGCUGACCAGCUUACGUUACAAUUUAUGAACACUGACAUGUGUUUCAUUGAACUUUUUUCUGGGGCACAUCAGCCACAUGCCUGGGGUCAUUUGUUUUCAGAACAGUCUCACCAAUUACAGCACAUCCGUGUUUUAAUAGAAGUGUGGCUUUAGUUGGUGCUUUCAGAACUGCUGUCUAGGAAACCAUAAACCCUUGGUUAAGGGGGAAUUGUGGCUUGUUCUCUUUGUACAGUUAACUUUAUUUAUAUAGUUGUUAAGCUUUGUGGACCAGGUAUUUUUGUUUUGGGGGCAAACUCCUGAGCAGAGAUUCUUGAUAAGCUUUGGUUAUCCCAAAACAGUCUCCACUAUAUACCAAAGCUUUGACCUGGUUGAGCUCUUGAGUCAUACAAGUUGAUUUUGCACUUAGUUUUUUGGGGUGGGAAUUUACUGCAGCCAAUAAACAUUAUUGACUAUUAAACAGAUGCUUUAUGGCAGCUGCUUAAGCCUACAGACUGUAUAGAAGGAUCAUGGUGACUACCAACGGGUGAUGAUUUAAUGUCACAGAAGAGUGAAAUGGGUUGUGGAUCUGUUCUCCACGAGAGAAUCCCUGAUUUCUCCAUGGAGCGUGUACAUAACAAUUUUGAUCAUAUUAACUGUUCUUCAAUUUUGUGUUUUUAUUCAAAUAUUAUCUCCUUUUUUUUUCUUUGAGAAAUACAUUGUCAUUUACGUGGCAGGGUCCUUAUGUUAUUUUAACAACGUGUAUAUGUCUAAAGGAAAUUGUUUUGUUUACAUAUUUCUAAACAUUUCAUCUUUAAAAAAAUUGUUCAGAGAGGUUUAUUUACCUUCCCAAGGCUGGAAAGCAGGGCAAUUUCCCAGUUUCCUAAUUUUCCACCAGAGGAAUAUGUGUAAGUAGAAAAGUGUUGACUGCUUACAUACAGUGUGUAUGUAUGUACAUAUAUAAAUUGUGUGUUAAAGAGCUGAUACUGAUUUUCAUAUGACAAUGUUAGGCAAGGGCCUCCCUGCAUUUGAAGAGCAGGUUUUCAUUUAUAUGUAUUUUUGGGACAGAAAAUAAAAUUUGUAAAUAUA